This is a messenger RNA of Thamnophis sirtalis, 1601 nucleotides long. The record is from RefSeq and is a predicted model, not a curated record. Lineage: Eukaryota; Metazoa; Chordata; Lepidosauria; Squamata; Natricidae.
CGGCCGGAGGCUGUGCACCAUCUCGGUUGGAUAGCUAGGUUUGCUCUUUCCAACGGCAAGCGUCAGCGGGAGUCUGCGCGGGUCUUCUUCGAGCAUCUGCACUGUUCCUUCUGCCGCUUUCCUUUAAAAAAAAAUCCCUCCCUGUAUUUCCCUCUCAGCACCUGCAGAAGCCUCAUUUGUUUUCGCUCCUCCUCUUUUCUUUGCCUCCUAUUUUCCCGCCUGGCUGCUUCCUUUCGCCUCCGCAGUUCAUUCAUUUGAAACCUCGGAGUUGUUUUUUCUUUCGCUUUACUUUUCCUUCAUCCUCUUUUUCCACAGCUGAAGCAAGGGGCAUUCUUAUUUUUUUUUUGUUCGGGUUUGCUUAUAAAGUCUCCUUUCUGCUUUUCAAUCCGAUUUGUUCCGCUGGGCUCGGGAGACGUCUGCGUCCUCCGACCCUCUUUUUUCCCCCCCAGAAACUUUCGGGGCCCCUCCUUCGGCUCGACACCGCCGGUUUCCCGCUUUGCCGCUUUGUCUUCUUUUAUCUUCAUCCCGUUUCCCCGCGCUUUGUUCGCGCCAUGGCGGCUGCUGUGGCGGCUUCCACACCGAUAGGGCAGCGUACCCGGAGCAGUGCGGUCAGCACACCGCUUAGUCCGACACGCAUCACCCGCCUGCAAGAGAAAGAGGAAUUGCAGGACCUCAAUGACCGCCUGGCCAUUUACAUCGAUAAGGUCCGCAGCCUGGAGAUCGAGAACAGCGCGCUCCACCUCCAAGUCACCGAGCGGGAAGAGGUGCGUGGCCGUGAACUCACCGGCCUUAAAUCCCUCUAUGAGAACGAGUUGGCCGAUGCCAGGCGCUCUUUGGACGACACUGCUCGGGAUAGAGCCAAGCUGCAGAUCGAGCUGGGCAAGAUCCGCGCUGAACACGACCAGCUCCUUGGCAACUAUGCAAAAAAAGAAUCUGAUCUGAAUUGUGCUCUGGCAAAGCUUCGGGAAUUUGAAGCUUCUCUAAAUACAAAAGAAGCAGCCCUUGCUACAGCCCUUGGUGAUAAAAAAAGUCUGGAAGGGGAGCUUGAGGACUUAAAGGAUCAGUUUAAUCAGCUUGAAGCUGCUUUUGCAGCUGCCAAGAAACAAUUGGUGGAUGAAACAUUAUUGAAAGUGGAUCUCGAAAACCGCUGCCAAAGUUUGAUUGAAGACUUGGAAUUUCGAAAAAAUAUGUAUGAAGAGGAAAUAAAUGAAACACGAAGGAAACAUGAAACUCGCCUUGUUGAGGUGGACUCUGGGCGUCUGAUAGACUAUGAAUACAAACUGACUCAAGCACUGAAAGAAAUGAGAGAACAACAUGAUAUGCAAGUGAAACUUUACAAAGAGGAGCUUGAAGAAACAUACCAUGCCAAAGUUUUGUUGAAACUUACUCCCAGCCCAUCUUCUCGUGUAACUGUCUCUCGGGCAUCAUCAAGCCGUAGUGUUCGUACGACGAGGGCAAAGAGAAAGAGGGUUGAUGUAGAAGAAUCAGAGGCCAGUAGUAGUGUUAGUAUCGCUCACUCAGCUUCUGCCACUGGGAAUAUCUGUAUUGAGGAGAUAGAUGUAGAUGGGAAAUUUAUCCGCUUGAAGAACACUUCUGAUCAG